AUGGGUGCAGCAGAGCGUCUGUGGUUGCUUGCUGGUUUCUGUCAGGUGAUCUUGCUGACCUGUGAACAGCAUUUAAACCCUGCAGAGGUUGAACUUGUCUUUCCGUCCUUCUCGUCCAUGAAAAAUCCAAACAUCUACACAGUCACCUGCAGGACUGCAAGUAACCGCCUGGUGUAUGUGGAGCCCAUUGAUCAUUCAGCAUGCUCCCCUGACUGCACCACAUCCCUGCGAUUGGUUGAGGACCCAAGAGGAUAUACCAUCACACUGAGAGCAAGCAGAAAUGAUGCUACCCUUGAGGCAAAGACUUUUCACUUCACUCCAGUCUCACUGUCCUCCCUUCAUAUGUACAGUGCGACGACAACCACUCUCCUGACAUGGAAACUUCAGAGACAACAAAGCUUAUCCACCCUGAGUCUGUACAACUGCAACACGCAGUCUGUCACACACAUCUUCAACAUCAGCUCAUCAGAGGCAAAGUCUCAGUACGCAGUGAAAGGUCUCCAGCCUGGCACACGCUUCAAGGCCAAAGUUGUGGUGACGACAUUCCUCCGACGCCUUAAUAUGACCUUGAAGGAGAGACUCAGCAUUGCCACAGAAACAGCUCAGUGCCCUCCUGGCUGGCUGGCCGAUGGGAGAAGCUGCUAUACUGUGAGCAGGAGAGGACUGACCUGGACUGAUGCCCAGCACAGCUGCAGAGGCCUGGCAGCUGGAAGUCACCUGGCCGACAUGAAGACCCUGGAAGAUCAGGUUUUCAUAUCCUCUCACCUGCUGAGCCACAACGCCCUGCUGCUGCUGUGGACCGGGCUGAAUGACCAGCAGGAGGAGGGACGGCCUCUCUGGUCUGACGGCUCAGCCCACAACCUGACGAACAUGAUGGUGUCAUCACUGCCAGCCAAUCAAACAGACUGUUUUGCUCUUCAGAGAAAUGCCACGGGACCAGGAUGGUUUCUCACCCCGUUCUUCUGUAACAUCCCCUUACCCUUCAUCUGCCAGUACCAGACCCCCUCAGUCCCCGCCUCAUUCGCUUUCGACCUGGUUCAGGUGACGGAGCAUCAGGCAGAGCUUCGUUGGAGUGACCUCUCACCUUUGCGCUCACUUAAUCUUUCAACUUUGGAGAUAUUCCUCCAGUACCAAGAGGAGGCAAAUGGAAAAUCGAGCCAAGGUGAAGGAGACAGAAGCGGGAAGUCAGAGGACAAAAAGAGGACACAAAGCGGUGCUAAAAGAAUUGUCAUGGUCCCCAUUUCCUGGUCCUCCAGAGGGGUAACUGUGGCAGGUUUGUCUCCAGGGAGCGUCUACUCUUUCACCCUGCGAGCCGCUCACCCUGCUGGCGCCGCCUGGAGCUUGGGACAGACACGGACUGCGUACACUAGACCUCUUGCACCUCAUAAUAUCACUGUCGGACCCAUUUCUGUCAGUCAGAUUAGCGUCCACUGGACUCUGACAGAUGCACAGUUAAAGCUUGGAUGGACAUUUGUUGUGCGCUAUUUGGACACAUCUUCAGGGCAAGAGAGGUUAAUUGGAAUGACCAACAUCUCUAGGGUAUCUGAGACUGGUGGGUUGCAGUCAUACGCUGCUGUGAUUGGAGGGCUGGAGUCGUACAGGAAAUACAGGGUUGAAGUUUCCACAGUCACCCCGUGUGGGAUAGAGAGCUGUGGACAGGUGCCUGUGACUGCGCAGACUGCUGUGAGGGCCCCUGGUGGUCUGGUGGUGUCGAGCACGACAGGAAAUCUGACAGUCUGCUGGACCAGUCCCCCUGACGACCCACCAGACGGUUAUUACAUCACAUCCCACCCACUCAUUUACCCCACUCCAACUUCACUGUGGAUAAACCAGUCCAGUCCAGGUGCACACUGGGUAAAUGAGUCUGUGUGUGUUAACUUGGGCUCAUCGACUCCAGGUCAAACUUAUAAGGUUGGAGUGGUCUCAUUGAGGGGAAAGGACAGAAGCAAAAGGACCAGCAUCACACACACCACAGGUCCAAUGCCAGUUCAUGUAGCGGUCCCUUUUUCAGUGGGCACAAACUCUGCACAACUGUACAUCCAGCCUCCACAGCUGGGCCUGAUCGAUGGGGUGAAAGUGUGUGUUUGUCCAGUAGUGUGUGACUCUGUGUGUGAGGGAUCAUGUGAGUACACAUGUGAGUGGUACUCUCUCCCUGCCGGUGUUCAUAUCAUAACCCUUCGCGACCUCAGUCCAGGAUCAGAGUACCAGCUCAGGGUGUGCAGCACCAGCCGAGAGCAGGCCGGACCGCCUUAUUACACCCGCCGCCUCAGAACAGGUCUGGCGCCUCCUAACAGAGUGAGGGAGGGUGUGGUGACAGAUUCAUCCAUAGAGCUGCUCUGGGAUCCAGCACAAGGACAGGCUCACAGCUAUGAGGUCAUCUGCCUCGACUGUGACCAUUCACACAUGGUGCAGAAGGUUUUCAGUGAGAGUGCAGCAUUUUCUGGUCUAACUCCAGGCAGGCUUUACCGCUUUGCAGUACGAACAGAGAAGGAGUCCUUCACAGACAGCUCCCCAGUCGCCAUCAACAUCACUGCAGCUCCAAGCCCACUGGAGGUGUCUCUUGUCAAUAAAACCACGUCAUCCAUAUGCAUUCGUUGGAGUACGGUCAGGGGAGUAGUGAGCGGACUCCUCCUGUCAAUCAAAAACACGACAUCCAGUCAAGAGCUGAUCGUUUCUCAUCAGGAGCCCAGAUCUUACAGCUUUGAAGGCCUCGCUCCCGGAAGCCAAUAUACAAUUGAAAUUGUGUGCACCAGCGGGGACAAAAGGAGUAAACCCGCCACUGUGAUCCUUCAUACUAUCCCGGAGGUGCCGCAGGAAGUGGCUCUUUCAGGGCAGGCAGUGACGUCAGUGUUUGUCACUUGGAGACCACCGCCGGGACAGGUGGAUGGGUACAAGCUCGUGUUUGGCCUGCUGUCCGUGGACAGGAAAUCGUGGACUGAGGGGCUUGUCCAGGCCACGAGUUAUGAGAUCAGGGAUCUGAUCCCGGGGUCAGACUACGAUGUCAGUAUUCAGAGCGUGCUGGCCUCAGACACCAGUGAGGCAGUCCACAGAGAGUUCAGCACACGGCCAGCGGGAUUGUGCUCCCUUCAUUUAGCCCACAUGAACUCUUCCUCUGUCUCUGUGAGCUGGGACAGUGCAAUUGGAGAGUUUGACUUCCACAGAGUCACUGUGGCCAACAACUCAGUCACAACCACGUUCACGAUACCCAAGGAGGAGCGGGUUGCCGUGGUCACAGGGCUGGUGGACGGCUGCAGCUACAACGUGAGUGCCGAGCGAGUGAGAGGACUGAAAGCGGGCAGCGCUGCCUCUCUGACUGUGACCACAGUGCCAGCCCCUGUACGAGGAGUGCGCGUGGUGAACGUGUCUGCACGUGCAUUCUUGCUGCGUUGGGAGCAGGCGGUGGGGUGUGUGGAUCAUUACCAGGUGAACCUGCAACCAAAUCAAGGAAAAAUCACAGUGCAGCCUGCACAUGGUGGAUACAUCCAGGCCGACGUGGCGAAUGUCAGUCCGGGGAUGCAGUACACUGUAACGGUCACAGCUGCCUCCUCUUCUAACAUAAGCCCGGGAGUCAGCCGCAUGAUCAAUACUAAUGACAGCGUUCCUGGUCCACCUUUAGGCCUAGAGGGAGAGGCCGUGGGCUCUAAUGGCAUUCUGCUCUCCUGGACCAUGCCACCUGAUGCCAGUAAUAUUGACGGAUAUGUCAUCAGGUACAAGGAGGUGUGUCCCUACCCUGAUCCCACCUUCACACAGGUGACCAAGUACCUGGACAUACCAGAGACCCUGCUCACCGACUUCACCUCAGGUUCUACAUACCACAUUGAGGUAGCAGCCAUAUCUCCAGCUGGAAUAGGAGCCUUCAGCAAAUCUUUAUACAUAAAGACGGCUGAGUCCCCCCCCGGCCUCGUGACCAACUUGACAGCUUUUGCCCAGAACCACACCUCCGUCAUGGUUACCUGGUUCCUGCCGCACCGCAUCAACGGCCUCAUCACAAAGUUUGCUGUCAAGGCGAAACACGCUCGUACCGGGCAGACAGUCCGCACGUUAGAGGUCAACGCAGAGGACAUCAUGACCGGAGCGCUGCCUCACUGCAAUGAUGCAGCUGAUAUCCUUUCCCGUGCAACUCUCAGUCCUUUGGAGAUAACAGCGUCAUCUCCACCCAUCACCCUCUCCGCCGUUCCCCCUGCAGCCUCCUGGAGUGUGCCCAUAUCAGUCGGAGUUGAUCAGCUGCGACCUUACACCGCCUAUCUGUUCGAAGUGUCUGCCUUCACCUCUGAUGGAGAGGGACAGAUAGCCUCCACCAUGGUCCGCAUGCCAGAAUCAGCGCCAGAAGACCCGCCACAAAGCUUCUCUAUAUUAAACAUGACGUCUAGAUCGAUCUCCGUGUCCUGGAACUCUCCCAACAUCAUCACAGGAAAAUUCACCUACGUGAUCUACCUUUAUGGACCCUCAGGAUACUUGUAUGAGAACAGCACAGGAGACAUGCGCUUCACUCUUACUAGUUUGACCCCCUACACGAGGUACACGGUGGCGGUGCGAGCCAAAGCUGCUGGAGAAGUGGGUCCAGCAGCGCAGGAUGAAGUACUUACACCUGCUGAAGCACCCGGUGCAGUGCAGGACUUGAGAGCAGAAGCUGAGGAUUCUGUUUCGAUCCGCGUGAGCUGGAGAAGCCCUGCACAGCCCAACGGCAUGAUCACACAGUACAGGCUGCAGGUUCUGGUGGACGACGUUCUGCUGCAGGACAUCACCCUCACUGCAGAGAAUACAACCGGUUUGAAUGAAGAUGAGACACUUCUCCCUGAUGUCAAUACCAAUCCCGGGCGACGUAAGAGAGCUGCCGAGCUCGGCCUGGUCACAUCACCGCCGACUUUCACGGCCACUAUUUCUGAUCGCACGCUGCCCACUAGUGUGACUGCUUCCAGCCUCUCACGCUCUCCUGACCAGAUCACUAACACCGACCCGACUGAGAAGCCCAGCACCAGCUACGCUUCAGCUUCACACUCUGACAGCAAAAAUAGUCCGUCUACUGACGCUGCAGUCUUUGGGCCCUCUGCCUUUUCUCUUACCUCUGCUCCACCUGCCACGCUUCCACCCUGGCUGACGAAGCAAACACAUGCUGGGGAUGUAACCUCAGAUUCCUCCCCUUUGGCCCUGACUCCAGGCCAGCUCCGCUUGUCCACACAUGAUGCAUCAAAUCCAGGACACUUUUCGACACGCAGUGCUUCUGGUACCACAGGUGUAACAGUAAGAGAGGAGGUGGUGGACGUUUUGUCUGAGGAGCAGUCUUACCUGGUGUCAGAUCUGAAUCCCUUCACCGAUUACACAUUCAGGGUAACUGCUUCCACAACUGUGGGAGAGGGUCCUGCGUCGGAUAUCACUGAGAAGACCAGGGAGCAGGUUCCUAGCUCAGUGCUCGAGGUGUCCUACCAAAACAUCAGCUCCACCUCCAUACUAGUGAGCUGGGUCCCACCACUGAACCCCAAUGGAAGGAUCACACAUUACACUGUCUAUGGUCUCAAACUGCACAGUAAUCAGGCCCUGAAGUGGAUUGCUAACACCACCAGCAUAUUGAUAACAGAUUUGGACAAGUAUACUGGUUAUAAGCUGCGUGUAGCUGCAUCCACAGCUGUGGGAGAGAGCUCUCUGUCUGAGGAAGAUGACAUCUUUGUUUUCACCUUAGAGGAUGAACCUGACUCCCCCCCUGUGAACCUCACUGUGGAUGACACCAGCCCCUCCACUGCCACGCUGGCCUGGUCUGCACCAGAGAAAGCCAAUGGGGUGAUCCAACAUUACGAGGUCCUGUACGAGAACGAAUCCUACUCUGCAGUGAUGAACGUGUCUUCUAACAGCGUCACUCUCAUCAACCUGAAGCCAUUCUCCUACUACAACGUGUCUGUGAGGGCGUACACGCGUUACGGCCAUGGCAACCAAACAUCAGACACUUUAUACCUGCUGUCUGGAGAGGAUGUCCCAGGCAGCCCUCCGUAUGCCGUUUCUUUUGAGUCAGUCAGUUCCAGCGAGGUGAACGUGACCUGGCAGCCUCCUCUUCUGCCCAACGGGGUCAUCACCCACUACAGCUUGGAGCUUUGGAAUUCCAGUCACUACCUGAACCUCACCUCCCCAACCAACCACAUCCGCGUCACGCACCUGAGGAAGUACGCACACUACCGCGUCGUGGUGCAAGCGCACACGCGCGCCGGGCCCGGAAACUACAGCAGCGAGCCGCUCAACAUCACCACCCUGGAGGAUGCUCCAGACACACCCCCUCAGUUCCUCCAUGCCAGGAAGUUGUCAGACUAUGAGGUAGAGUUGUCAUGGCAACCGCCACUUGAAGCCAAUUCAGACAUACUCUACUACAUUGUCAGAGUUUGGAAUGAAACGGCUGAGGUGUGGCACAAUGUAACGGGGACAUCGGUGGUUAUUAAUGUCGACUCAGAGAGUCGCUACAACGCCUCCGUCUCCAGCUGGACCAGACUGGGAGAUGGAGGAGUGCUGAUCUACAUCAGCUUUACCACCACUGAUGCAGAACCAUUUGACCCCCCACAGAAUGUGACUUUUGCAAAUGUGACCACCUCCUCUGUCACCUUGCUGUGGCACCCGCCUGCUGAACCCAAUGGCAUCAUUAUACACUACACUAUUUACUACUCAGAUAACGUCACCGUGACUGAGCAGAGGAUUCCCAUUUCAGACUUAGAUGCCCCUGCCUCUCCUGAUUCAGCCCACUCCUACACACUGACUCAGCUGAUUGGGGGCACAAACUACACCCUGUGGAUGACCUCCAGCACUGUGCAGGGGGACGGAGGGGUCCAGAGCGAGCCACUCUCCGUGUUCUUACCGGAGGACGUGCCAAGCGACUCGGUCCGAAACUUGACAGCUCAGAUCUUCAGCUCCACAGCCAUCAUCGUCAGCUGGGACCCUCCCCUCGAGCCAAACGGCCGUCCCUCCUACCUGCUCACAUUACAGGAGGCCGGCACCCCACCAAACGUAUCCAACCAAGGGACUCCAGCUGUCAAUAAAACCAUCAAGCAUACCACGACUGACAACGUCUUCCUAUUUACCAGACUCAAGAAGUAUUUCCCUUAUGUGCUGACUGUUACACCUGCAACUGGUGCUGGCCCUGCCUACAACCACACCAGCACAAUGUACCUGAGGACCGAUGAUGACAUUCCCAGUUCAGCUCCGUUGCUGAUGUCCACCAAGAAUCUGUCAUCGUCUGCCAUCGCAGUGGUCUGGCAGCGCCCUCUCGAGGCCAACGGGGAGAUAACCGAGUAUACCCUUGCCCUGUUUGGCCCCAGGGGCUCCAACAUAACACACACCCCCAACACCUCGUUCAUCCUCACCAACCUACUUCCUUACACAGCUUACAACCUCACCAUUACAGCUGCAACACGUAAAGGCUCAGGGCCUUACCUGCUGCUGCAGCUGCACACUGAUGAAGGAGGCCCCAUGUCCCCUCCCCGUAACCUGACUAUAUACGACCACACGGCAGUCUCUGUGUGGCUGAGCUGGGAGCCUCCUCUAGAGCCCAAUGGAGUAGUAAUACAGUACGGCUUCAGGAUCCGGGACCUCAUCACACACACCGUCACACACAGGAAUUCCUCUGGUCCGUCGACCACAGAGUAUCUCUCAGGCUUCAGGCCUCACAGCUCCUAUGAGAUCCGUGUUUACAGUUACACCAGAGUGGGCCAUGGGAAUCAGUUCAGCAGCCCUGUGACCUUCACGACUAACGAGUCAGUGUCUGAUGCUGUGGGGAACCUGUCCUGCUCAGGAGUGAGCUGGGAUUCAGUUCAGAUGUCUUGGGAACUUCCAGCCAACCCUAAUGGGCAGAUCCUUUUUUAUGAGAUUCUACUGGAGGUAGACUUGCAGUCCUAUACACACCAGGCCCACACACCGGAGUACGUAGUGAAUGGGCUGUCACCAGACCAGGAGUACACGCUCACUGUGGCUGCAGUCAACUCUGCAGGACCCGGAGACCGAGUAAACUGUACUGCUUCCACUCUCUCUGAAUCAGUCCCAGCUGCCCCUCGCUUCCUCACCAUCUCUCAGGUCACAGCUAACAAUGUGACACUUAAAUGGGCUCCACCGCUCUCCAUCCCAGGCCUGCUGAAAGGGUACCACAUCAUUGCACAGCUGCUUUCAACUAUUUGCGAACCAAACAUACUAACUACUGCGCAGCCGGUCCCAGAGGACGAACUGACCUCAGACUGCGUGGACUCUAAUGCCACGGUGUCUGUGAACACUUCGGAUGGCUCCAAAGAGAACCACAGUGUCACGCUCCAAUCCCUGGCUAAAUACAGAUACUACCGCUUCAAAGUGGCUGCAGUGACCAACGCCGGAGUUGGAGAAUAUACACAGUGGAAUUAUACACGCACCCUGGCUGGAAACCCUGAUGCCCCUCCCCGUGAGCUGAAUGUGACGCCCUCAUCCAACGGCCUUCGCAUUGCAUGGGGCGCUCCAGCUGUUCUCUCCGGACCGACUUGGUAUCUAGUGCAGGUGGAUGGUCCUGAUUUGAACAUCUCAACAGUCCGAGCUCCAGGAGAGUUGAUGACCAUCGUUGUGACUAACUUGACUGCUUUCACUCGUUACUUUGUGACUAUCACUGCCUUCACUGGUCCAUUGGAGCACGCAACCAGUGAUGGGAAAGCUAUCGGGCCUAUUGAAUUUCAAACACUUGAGGAACAACCCAAAGACCCUCCCAAGAAUGUGAUUGUAUCAGUUAUCCCCGAGGAAGUGAACCGUGUGAAGGUGACUUUUACCCCUCCAGAGGAGCCCAAUGGAAACAUAACUGCCUACUUUGUGUACAUCUAUGAAAAGGACCAGCUGGUCAAGAACAUCAGCCUUAAUAUCACCCAAAGAGACCAAAACAUGAUGACUGCUGUCAUAGAGGGCCUGAAGGGAGGACACAGCUACAGUAUACAGAUUUCAGCAAAGAACGGGGCUGGUCGAAGCCCACCCAGCCCACAUGUCCAGAUCACUACAGGGAUCAAAGCCCCGGCCAAGCCAACCCAAAGACCCCAGGCAGUGCUGGGCCAUGGAGGGGUUGCCAUGGUAACCCACAGGAGUAUCACCAUCCGCAUGCCUGCCUGUUUCUAUAGUGACGACAAUGGACCAAUCACAAAAAUUCAGGUCAUCGUGGCUGAGUCAGGGGUGAAGGACGUCCAGAACCUGACCAGCUGGAAGAAUGCAUUUUUUGAUCGUCCUGCCCCUUACCUGACUGACAAGGGGUUCCCCAACCCGCCGUGUUUUUCGGAGGCCGGAGCGUCACGCACGGCGGCACACGUCAGAGGUGGUCGCAGUGUGUCCGGAGACGGCCGGCCCCCGCUGAGGCUAAACCACACUACAGCAGGAACCUACGUGAUUGGAGAGAAUGAUGACUGUGUGACGGAGAACAACACUGAUAAUUUCUGCAAUGGACCUCUGAAGCCUAACACGGUCUAUGUGUUUAAGUUCAGAGCCACUAACAUCAAUGACCAAUCCACAGACUCUGAGUACUCUGAGCAUGUCAAAACUGCAGUGGAUGGCCUUUUGACCAGAGAGGAGCAGAUCAUUCUUGGAGUUCUGCUCUCCUUCUUCUUGGCUGUAUUACUCAUCAUCAUCAUCUGUGGCUCAGUCAAGAUCCAUCAGCGCAAGAAGGAGGGUGGGACAUAUUCACCCCGAGAGGCAGAGAUUAUAGAGACCAAGUGCAAACUGGAUCAGCUGAUCGCUGUGGCAGAUCUGGAACUGAAACAAGAAAAGCUCAACCGGUAUUCUUCCUUCUUCUUUAGACGGAAAGAGAUUUAUGUGAUCCAGCUGCUCAGCUACAGGAAAUCACUCAAGCCUGUCAACAAGAAGUCUUUCCUGCAGCACGUAGAGGAUCUGUGUGCCAAUGACAAUGCCAAGUUCCAGGAAGAGUUCGCUGAGCUUCCAAAACUGCUGCAGGACCUGGCCACCACAGACGCAGACCUGCCCUGGAACAAAUCAAAAAACCGCUUCCCCAACAUCAAACCUUACAAUAACAACAGAGUAAAGCUGCUGUCAGAACCGGGCACUGCCGGCUCCGACUACAUCAACGCCAGCUUUGUCUCAGGCUACCUUUGUCCCAAUGAGUUCAUAGCCACCCAGGGUCCUCUUCCUGGCACAGUGGCUGACUUUUGGAGGAUGAUCUGGGAAACGGGAACUCGCACCAUCGCCAUGCUCACGCAGUGUUACGAGAAAGGCAGAAUUCGGUGUCACAAGUACUGGCCAGAGGACAAUAAGCCAAUGUCAGUGUUUAGUGACAUUCUCAUCUCAAAGGUGUCAGAGGAAGUCCUUCCUGACUGGACUGUCAGAACCCUCAAAGUAGAAAAGCACGGGCACUACAUUCUGGUUCGCCACUUCAACUACACGUCAUGGCCUGAGCACGGAGUCCCAGAGUCCUGCAGCACUCUCAUUAAGUUUGUCAAAGCCGUCCGGGCCCACAGGCACGACAACACCACAAUAGUGGUCCACUGCAGUGCUGGUGUGGGCAGAACAGGCGUGUUUAUUGCUCUCGACCACCUCAUUCAGCACGUCAGAGAUCACGACUUUGUGGACAUCUACGGGCUGGUGGCUGAACUGCGCAGUGAGAGGAUGUGCAUGGUGCAGAAUCUGGCCCAGUACAUCUUCCUGCACCAAAGCACGCUGGAGCUCCUGAACAAUAAAGGCAACAGCCAAUCCAUCUGGUUUGUCAGCUAUUCUGCUCUGGAGAAGAUGGACUCCCUGGACGCCAUGGAAGGUGACGUUGAGCUGGAAUGGGAAGAGACCACUAUGUGAAGACUGACUCGAGGGACACCUUUUGCCUGAG
Molecule: messenger RNA, 10798 nt
Organism: Chelmon rostratus (copperband butterflyfish)
Lineage: Eukaryota; Metazoa; Chordata; Actinopteri; Chaetodontiformes; Chaetodontidae
Gene: ptprq
Product: protein tyrosine phosphatase receptor type Q
Exons: 63
Coding region: 1-10767 (3588 amino acids)
Biological process (GO): protein dephosphorylation
Molecular function (GO): protein binding; protein tyrosine phosphatase activity
Source: RefSeq, a predicted model, not a curated record